This is a messenger RNA of Coregonus clupeaformis (lake whitefish), 1466 nucleotides long. Its product is annotated as G-protein coupled receptor 26-like. Bases 320 to 1339 code for a protein of 339 amino acids. NCBI's taxonomy places the organism in Eukaryota, Metazoa, Chordata, Actinopteri, Salmoniformes, Salmonidae. The transcript has 3 exons. Gene Ontology annotation, molecular function: G protein-coupled receptor activity. Gene Ontology annotation, biological process: adenylate cyclase-activating G protein-coupled receptor signaling pathway. Gene Ontology annotation, cellular component: membrane. The record is from RefSeq and is a predicted model, not a curated record.
AACAUCAGCCCACGUGGGACCCGAACGCUCAAUUAUACCAGUGAAUGCUGUUCCAAAUACUUGUGUGGUCUGUUGUGAGAGAAAAAAAAUCCACAAGUUUCACUAACGAAAUGGUCUGGGGCUCGAAAGGCGCGCGCGCGUCUCCGCACUUCAGCACUCUGGACAGCACUCCACCAAUUUGGAGACGGCGAGACUUGCAGGAGUUACGUUCUGCAAUGAGGACCAAUUGGAGAUAAACGACGGCGCAAUCAUGGUGGAUAUUAAGUGUUUAUUAUUUACAGGUGUAUGCAAAACGCAAGUGGACUUUUUGAAGUGAGACAUGGACUUUGUGGAAAUUAUCUUCGCGUUGUUCAUCAUUGUGGUCGCAAUUGUCUCGUUGUUGUCGAAUUUACUGGUGCUGCUAUGUUUUGUCCAGAGCACCGAGAUCCGCCGACAGGUGCCGGGAAUAUUCACCAUGAACCUGUCUUUCUGCAACAUACUUAUCACCCUUUUGAACAUGCCAUCGACAUUGGUGGGGAUUCUCGGAAACCAGAAGCCUUUUGGGGAUUGCCUUUGCCAUACAGUGAGCUUUCUGGAGACCUUUUUGACUGCGAACACUAUGUUGAGUAUGGCAGCACUCAGUAUAGACCGGUGGAUAGCGGUGGUCUUUCCCUUGAGUUACUCCAGUAAAAUGCGCUACAAGGACGCAGUGAUCAUGAUGUGCUACUCGUGGUUCCACUCCCUAACGUUUUCCGUAAUCGCCCUCCUGUUCUCCUGGGUUGACUAUAGCCACAUUUACGCCUCGUGCACCUUGUAUUUGAGCAAGGAGAGCGACAGGAUAAAGUUUACAAUUUUCACCGUCGUUUUCCACGCCACUAGUUUCAUGCUCUCCCUGGUGAUCCUGUGCUUCACCUAUCUGAAGGUGUUAAAGGUUGCACGCUUCCACUGCAAGAGGAUUGACGUUAUAACCAUGCAGACCCUGUUCUUGCUGGUGGAUAUUCACCCAAAUGUGAAACAAAGGUGCCUGGUAGAGCAAAAGCGGAGGAAACAGAGAGCCACCAAGAAAAUCAGCAUUUUCAUUGGGUCGUUCAUCAUCUGUUUUGCUCCCUAUGUAAUUACGAGGCUGACGGAGCUGCUUCCCUUCGUGGGCAUCAAUCGCCACUGGGGAAUCUUUAGUAAGUGCCUGACAUACAGCAAGGCUGCGUCCGACCCCUUUGCCUACUCCCUCCUGCGUCAACAGUACAAGAAGGUCCUGGUUACCGUCAUCAACCGGCUGCUGCGCCGUGACCUGUACCCAUCGUCUGGCCACAACAGCUCUCUGGACACAGAGAACGACUACUCUCUCCAGAGGAUCAGUUAAUAUCAUAAUUUUGGACAUAACAAAUAUACCACAGACAGACAGCCCAAAAAUAAAGGUUUCCUUAAGGAAAAAGGGCAGGAGCUGAGAGAGAGAUGGUGAGAAAAAGGGAUUGGUGGAGAAGAAAAGA